UGCACCUCCUGCUUCUUCUGGGACAGCUGCACGAAAGCCGCCCGCACCUCCAGCAGCUCCGCCGUCUUCUGCGCCAGCUCCUUGGAAUGUGACAUCCAAGAGAAGGUGAACUUUGAAAUCCGCAUGCGAGAAGGCAUCUGUAAACUACUUGCGGUGAGCACGCAGAAGGACCAACUCUUGCAAGCAGUUAAAAACCUGAUGGUUUGCAAUGCUCGUAUACUUGCAUACCGGACAGAGCUCCAGAAGCAAAAAGAAGAGUCGAUGUCCUGCAGAACCGAAGAGUGGUCUUCAGAAAAUGGGACAAAAGACCGGGUGGCAUGCAAAGCAAAGGUUGCUAUAUCAGAUAUUCGAAUACCGUUAAUGUGGAAAGGCUCUGAUCACUUCAGCAAUAAAGAAAAAUCACAGCGCUAUGCGGUUUUUUGUUUGUUCAGAAUGGGAGCUGAGGUUUUUGAUACAGAGGUGGCUAUUGUGGAUAAAGCAAUAACAGAUAUCUGUUUUGAAAAUGUAACCAUAUUUGAUGAAGCAAGACCAGAUUUCCAGGUGAAGGUUGAAGUGUAUAGUUGCUGUACAGAGGAGUCUUUAUAUGUAACAAACACUCCUAAGAAACUAGCAAAAAGGCUUAAAACAUCCCUCAGCAAAGCUACAGGGAAGAAACUCAAAGCUGCACUGGAAGAAGACAGCACUGAAUCCCUUUUGCCCGCUGACCCGGUCAUCCAUGGAGCAAAGUACAGUUUGCUGGCAUAUACCACUUUGGGGCUGGAGAGUGCUGAGGACAAUUUCAGGACCCACAACCUUACCAUUACAGGAAAUGAGGAAUCUUCUUUUUGGCUCCCUCUCUAUGGAAACAUGUGUUGCCGUUUAGUUGCUCAGCCUUCCUGCAUGGCGAGGGAUGUGAUGGAAGGAUUUCUUAAUCAGCAGCAAACGAUAGGAAGCCUGACUAGCUGGAGGAGGUUGUAUUGCGUACUAAGAGGUGGCAAGCUCUUUUGUUAUUACUCACCAGAAGAAAUUGAGGCUAAAUUGGAGCCAGCAUUGACAGUUCCCAUCCACAAGGAAACGAGAAUUCGAGCUGUGGAUAAGGACUCCAAGAGAAGAACUAGUAACUUCUCUGUUAUCAACCCUGUGUCUGGAGAGGCUGUGACGCAACUUUUUGCUACUGACAGUAGGGACGAACUUCAUAAGUGGAUGGAGGCUUUCUGGCAGCACUUUUAUGAUCUGAGCCAGUGGAAACAUUGCUGUGAAGAAUUUAUGAAAAUUGAGAUUAUGUCACCACGGAAACCACCUUUGUUCUUGACAAAAGAAGCGACCUCCGUCUACCAUGAUAUGAGCAUUGAUUCUCCAGUGAAACAUGAGGGCUUAGCUGAUAUCAUACAAAGAAAAAUUGAAGAGAGUGAUGGUGAGUUCCUGCUUGGCCAGCAAAAAGAGUCUGCAUCUUCCUUAUGGGCUCCUCUCUUUGACGGAUCUCAUGAGAUGGUUGUUCAGAAAAACAUGCAUCUGGGCCCAAAAAGAGAUAUUACAAGUCCUAAUGAUAACAGAGGAAAGAAAAGAAGAGCUCCACCUCCACCCUCCGAUAAGUCACCGUACAGUGCAAAAGCACACGUAAACACAGAGCAAUUGGGCAAGGAAAACCGGGAGAAGUCUGAUCACGCGUCUGCUAGUAGUUCUUCCUUUGAUUCAGAGUUACCUAUGAAAAUGCAGCAGUUGCAGACACCCAUUGCUGCUCCUCGCAAAAUUGGUUCUUGUAGAAAAACCAGUUUAGCUGGUCAUGGGAAUCCCAUUUCGUUGGUUAACAAGACCGAGUCUGAAACCAAAGCGGUGCCAACCCCUAGACAGAAAUGCAUCACAGAAAUGCUAGACCCUAGAACAUGGGUGCAGCCAUAGACAUCAUAAUUAUCUUAGAAGAGUCCCUGGAAUUUUAAGUUUCUCAGCCUUCUAUAACUCUUGAGUAAAAAUAGAUUUUAGCGUACAACUUGUAAGUAUUGAGUCUGCAGGUUUUUUCUUUUAGCCAGGGCAUUACUACUAGCUGCGGUCUCAGCUGUACUCCUUACUGCCAACACCUAAAUAACUGCAGUAGUAACAGGGGCAGUUGCCUCUAUCUGAAAUAAUAGUGCUACUUCUGAAGAGAGUGGCUCAGUGCGUUCCCCUCGAAAAGCCGGCAAUGUUCAGGGUAACUCCAUGUCCCUGCAGCAGGGAUGUUGCCACUGCCUUCUGCCAGUCCCCCAGCUGAGCCCGUCUGCAGCUCUUAGACUAGUUCAAGGGGGAAUUUCACACAGAUCGUGCAAAGCUGACUUUGUGGGGCUCCAUGCUUGGCUUCACCUAAAAUAUUCUUCUCCCCCUCACUGUUUGGGAACCACGGCUUGUAAGACAGUGUACUAGCAAAAAUUACUGUGCUCUUCUGAAUGGCUCUGUAACUAUAAAUUUUGGAAGCAGUUCUAUCAAUUUAGUGUGGGAUCUCCUAAGUUCUUGCUGGUGCAUGCGCUGUCCAAAUGGACCGGGUUUUUCUGUGUAUGAGCAAGGAUGUUGAUCUAUCACUGCUGCUGAUUUUGGACUAACACGAACGUGUAAGAGCAGUACUGUGUAUGAAUGCCUAUGCGGGAUUUCAUUUGCAUGGUUGUCUUUUCUAGUGAAUGGGGCUCUGUAGCAUUGCUUCUCCUUUGUGGAGCCUCUCAGCGGUUCCUGGUGGGUAGCUGGUUGGUAAGCAUGGCAGUGUUACUGGUAAAUAGGGGUUUUUCCACCACUUGUUCUUUCUGAGAGAGCAGAGAAUAAGUACUUGAGGUGAAAAUAUUGAACUUUGAUAUUCUUCCAUCAGACUGUUUGCCAUUUUUGUAGGAAGCGUGGAUUAUUAGGGUUCCUGUGGCACCUGCAAAACAUACAUUGCAUACAGAAAAGAUCCUGUUCUCCUGGAUCCACAGCUUAAAUAUCCAACCUUUCCUUGGUUGGUGCAUUUAUCUCAGACACUGGAACUUAUCCAAGAGCAAAGAUCUGCUUGCAGAUCUCCCUCCAGAGCCUUGGUAUUCAGACCUGUGUUGGAAGAGUCAUAUCAGCAACGGUAUACAUACAGUUCACUAAUUUUUUUUUUUUUUUUUUUUUCUCCCUAAAGUGCAGAUGGCUUUAGGAGCUUUACCAUUUCUCCAUAAGAUAUUGUGUGCAUGGUUGGUUGGUUUGGUUUUAUCUAUUUUUUUUGUCUUCUGCUAAGCUCUUGGCUGUGCAGCUGUAAAGGUAUCUGCUGAAUUCCCUCAGUAGUUCAUUGGCUAUUUGGGAUGGGGCUUGAGAGGCAGGUUUCAUUUACAAAUCCUUUCGUAGGAUUAGAGGCUUUGUUUCUAGAAUGUCCUUGUUCAUUCUUCGUUUAAUCACAUUCCAUUUUCCCUGUGAAACAACCAUAAUCAUUCUUACAAUAAAUCAUGCUGUUACUUAAGUGGAUGGUUUGUGAAUGGUUUAUAAAUAGGAACAGAAAAACUGAAGAAUAACUACAUGAUUAUGUAAAUCAGACACAGUUGACUAAGUGGACUGUGCAACUGAAAAA
Tyto alba (common barn owl) is the source of this 3520-nucleotide messenger RNA. RefSeq names its product rhotekin 2 (gene RTKN2). The record is from RefSeq and is a predicted model, not a curated record. Bases 124 to 1878 code for a protein of 584 amino acids. Lineage: Eukaryota; Metazoa; Chordata; Aves; Strigiformes; Tytonidae. The transcript is spliced from 12 exons. Gene Ontology annotation, biological process: signal transduction; positive regulation of cell population proliferation; hemopoiesis.